This is a messenger RNA of Apis florea (little honeybee), 1060 nucleotides long. RefSeq names its product UPF0193 protein EVG1. The record is from RefSeq and is a predicted model, not a curated record. Lineage: Eukaryota; Metazoa; Arthropoda; Insecta; Hymenoptera; Apidae.
UCACUGAUAUAUAUUUAUGAUAUAAUAUCAUUGAAAUAAAUGCCAUUUAAGCUGUUUAUUGGCAGUAUCGUAAAACUUUGAAUUGCAGUUCGAAAGUUGGUUCGAUUGAGGUUGAAUCAUUUUCAAAUAGUAGCCAUAGAAACGCAACACGGAUUCCUUAUUCUCGUUUGUAUCGCAUUUGUCUUUUUCUCUUGGCACGAAUCGUGACAAUCCGUUCGAAGCUAUUAAACCAUGUUCACGUGUUGAUAGCCUCAAUAUUUAAUUUUUACAGAAGUUAAAAAUGGAUCGAAAAUAUCAGAAAGUGGAAAUGGGGGUGGGAGCAUUUCAUCACCCACCAAGAGCGAGAUACAGCGAGGAAACAAAAAAUUUAGUGAAACUUUUGAUGGAAGAAUCCAAAGUAAGUAUGAUGAAAAGAAAAUCUAUUCAGGAAGCGAUCAAUAAAGGUAAAUCUUUACCACUUGUUAUGGAAAAAUCGAAAAUGGAAGCAAAUAAACAUAAUCUACAAUAUCAGGUUUUGAUGCCCACCGUGUGGAAGAAACGAUCAAAAGAUAUGAUUGUUAAAAGUGGCGCGUAUGAGAGAGAACAAUAUAGAAGAUUAUCUCCUUUGCGUAAUAAAGAGAAGCAAAAGCGUCAUUUAGCAAGCAUGAUGGCUUAUGGAAAAGAUAUAGAAACUCCUCGUGAAUCAAAGAUUCUUCAUAAAACAAAGCAAGAAUCACAUAUUUCUGAUAAUGAUCCUAUUGAUGAUUUGAUACGUGGAAUUCAAGAAAGAAUGGAAUUUUUAAGUGACAUGGAAUGUCUUGGAAUGGGCAAAAAAUAUCGUCCUAUAAUACAACAAGAAGUAGCGCAUAAAUUACGAUUGAUUGAAUCAAUAGAUAAGCAAAAAUGCAAGGAAAUCCAAAAAGAAAUGAAAGAAUUUGAGAAAGCAUUGCCAAAACCAUUUCCUUUGGGACAACUUGAUGAAAAUUAAUAAUUUUUAUAAUUAUAACUUUCAAUCUUUUAUAUACAACUCUCUAACUUAUAUUUUUUACAAAGUUUAUAAUAUUUUACAGUAUUAAUAUUU